AUGACCAGACAGUUGCGCGGAAUCCACGGCACACAGCCCUGGUCGAAGGGGAAAUACGGCGCAGACGCAAUCCUUGACCGAGCCCAGGGAUCAAAACCUGCUGAAGGGUGGGGACUUCUGGGGUGCAGCGUGGAAGAAUAUCCGUGGUCAUCUGGCCGUAAUAGAGAUAUGAAACCCGCAUUGCGGUUGAUUCCCAAGGAUGAGAAUCAGAAGCAUGGCGAUGAUCUUAAUCGGUGGCUUGCGGACUGGGCUUCGAAGGCAGGGGGCGCCUUAAAUCUUGUUGGGCGACCGUUCUGUAUCGAAUUUAUCAAUUCGAAACUAGACGCUAGUAACGACUACGGGUUGUCAUCGGCGGCAGGCACAUUGAAUCGCUGUGCAAUCCCAUAUGGUCCUGAGUUCCUCCUUGUGACAAGUAGCGGCUACGCAACGAGAGAUACCCCGAGCGACUGGGACCCCUGGUUCAACGUCGAUGGAGCAGGGCGACUGAGCGCACACACGAUCCUCAGCAACGCACAGGCGACCCUAGUUGUGGAUCGGCCGCCGAUGUGGUGCAAGAACCCCAGUCCUGGACUGUUGACCUAUAGCAACGACCAGUGGCAGAAGGCCCCUGGUGCAACGCCGAACUCUGCAAUUCCGCCUGAAUCCGCGGCGGGCAAGUCUAUCUCCUGUCAGACCGUGCCUGCAAAUUUCCAAAAGAGGGCAUACGGGCGGCGGAGUAGCAGGGAUGCUCAUGAUGAUUGGAUGGCGGGAAUGGCGCACGACUCGGGAGAUUGGGAAACUUCAAAAGUAUCAUCAAGGGAAUCACAUCUGGAGAUUGACAUGAAGAUGCCGGUGAAGCUUUCUAACCCAAACCAAAACAUCACCGCCCCGGAUAUCAAUCCGGCUGCAGCAGAGGUCUUGGUGAAGCGUCAAGAUAUUCCAUCAGUACUUGGCGGCAGCUACCUCGACAUCAACAUUUACGACUACCUACCAUUCUGCCAGUCCGACGACGACUAUGACCCAUGCUAUCUGUCGCAGUGCAACUACUACGACACAGAUGGAGACAUGGUUGGCGACGUGGGCAGCGGAUCCGCCACUACCAGUAGUACCACGUCGCCAACUUCUACCACCACAUCUACGGCCUCGACACCUAGUGUAACCUGUACUGAUUCAUGUCUCUCGCCCGGCGACUGCUCUUGUAACUGCUCCAACGGCGGUGUUUAUGUUGACACCUGUGCGGACUGGUGCUGUAUUACUUCUGCUGGGGCUACGUAUGAGUAUUACUGGCUAUGUGGAUCAGACUUGUCGCAGUCUUGCCCUCUAUAA
Messenger RNA from Penicillium brasilianum, 1305 nucleotides. Lineage: Eukaryota; Fungi; Ascomycota; Eurotiomycetes; Eurotiales; Aspergillaceae. The record is from the annotation of a GenBank genome assembly.